Apis laboriosa (Himalayan honeybee) is the source of this 9779-nucleotide messenger RNA. RefSeq lists its product as uncharacterized. Gene Ontology annotation, biological process: cell-cell junction organization. Gene Ontology annotation, cellular component: plasma membrane; apical junction complex. NCBI's taxonomy places the organism in Eukaryota, Metazoa, Arthropoda, Insecta, Hymenoptera, Apidae. The transcript has 12 exons. The record is from RefSeq and is a predicted model, not a curated record. The coding region runs from base 1502 to 8539 and encodes 2345 amino acids.
CUAUCAAAUUUGAUUUAUGCACUUUGAUUAUUUUAUUUUGAUAGAAAACGUAAUUGAAUAGCAGAUAUGACUAAUCUUUCUAUUUGGAUAUCUGAUUGUUCUUAUGGAACAAACGACAAGACAUAUCGCUUAAGUUGAUUUUAUUGAUCACGAUUCAAGGCAAUGUUCGUAGUUAUCUAUUCAGUCGCUCGCAGGUCCAUUGAGUUGUGUAUGCAAAUCUAUGUAACGCAUGCUACUCGCGUAUACAUAGUUACAUAUAAAUGCAAGUGUCUACAAAAGACUGUUUUGCGAUAAUAACGAGACGUUUUGACAAGUAGGCGGCACUUUUUCAUAGCAAAGCAAUAAGACUCGUCAACGGAAGUGUAAUGUUUUUACGCGUCUCUUUGUACCAAUUUAAGAUAAACGAAUAUACGAGAGGGGACAAUUUGCGUUGGCAAAUUGACCUAUCACUAAAGAAUGUUAUAAUGCAUGUGGUCCUAUAUAUUAUUUUAUUUAGAAGAUCUAAUGUUACGAACCAUUAUUGUGGAAAUAGAAACCGGUAAGUUAUCUGUAGUAUAUAUUUCAAGCAAUACCAGUUUCUUUAGUGUGUUAUCUCUCAACAAGGCAAAGAUAUUUUAGUCCAUCUUUCAUUUGAUCAUGUUGCAAUCUCUUCUUCCGAAUCACACGUACCGAUUUUCUGGCUCGUGAAGCGGUGAAACAUUGUCGCGUAAAAAAAGGAAAAAGAAUCGAUUCAAGUACGUAUAUCAACAAAAGGACGGUGGCCUUUCGUGUUCCUUUAUGUCGUCUAAAUGUUAAAUCGGUACAAGAGAAGAAGAGAAGAAACUGAUCGGUAGCAAGCCGGCUUUACGAACACGUCCGGGGGGCCCCGCGUAACCAGUUUGUGAUUGGUUAAGCUGUGUACCACGUGGCGACGUUGCGCGGGUGGGGAUUGGCCAGCACGGCCGCGCUCCGCGAGCGAAAGCAGCGAGUUUUGUUCUAGUAUUUACCCCGCGGUGUAAAGUUGGCUCUCGCGCUCUCCGGUGUCCUUAAGUCACGUUCCAUUGUUCGCGUCGCUCCUUCAAGUUUCUCUCACACCGUAGAGAAUCCCCAUUGUUCCUGGGCUUGUGCUUUUUAGUGGUUGAACGCCAUACGAAUUGUGCGCCAUGUUCGCGCCGCGAACAACACGCGAUUCACCGGUUACCGUAGCAAGUGAUACGUUUUUUUCGUAAACAAGUUGUGUGUGCGUUUAAAUCCCACUCUGGAUUUUACUGGCGGUGUGUAUGAUUACGUGUUCUUGCCGUUAGGAAGGCAAAAGUCUAGUGGUAGUAAACGACGAGGCGAGAGCACGCUGUGGGAUCGUGGAAUGCGCGCUGACAGAGAACGGAGACUCGGUAACCGGAAGGGUUGGAGGGCAGAGCAUGAGGGUCGGCGUGGAAACGCGGGAAGAAGAUUCACAGCUCGGCGAAGCGGUUAAUGACUGGCGGUCACCAAACACAGUUGGACACGUCUCCACCGGUUGGAGAUGAGCACGAAGGAAGCGAUCACCACGAUGACGACCACCGUUUCUUCAACGGGGGCGACGCUCGCGUCGUCGCCGAAGCUCGACGUCGAGGCAGAGGACGACGAGGAGGAGCCAUCGACCACGUUCGACGCGUUGGAUAUGGAUCUGGUGAACGGACCGAAUCCGUGGCUUCCGGCCUAUGGCUUCCAGCUGCAGCAUCGUUCCCAUUUUCAACCUACGCACGAGGAUCUACGGACUAAUGAUACGGUGCUGGUGCAGCAAGUGGAUUUUCUGGAGACCAUUUUAGAAGAAACGUCCGACGAUCUGCAAAGCGAUUCCGAUCGAAGUGGAACCACUUACUGGGUCGGCUCGGACUCCGAAACUGAAAGCGUGAUACACAUACGAGCGAAUAGAUUAGCUGACGAAAGGCUGGACGGGAGCGGGAGCGAGUGCAAUUCGGGGGCGGCGAGGAAGAAGAGGCGAAGGGGCGGCAAGUACAACGGCGGCAACGAGCGGGAGCAGCAGCGGGAGCACCAGGCGGUGUUCGACGAUUAUCCGGCUUCGCCGAGAUCGUCGAGAUCGUCCGCCUCCUCGAGAUCGAGCUCCCUUCUUCAAUUCGAGUCGUUGGAGAGGACCUGCGCCACCCUCUCGCCCUCUAGCUACAGCUUCGACUCGUUGGAGUAUCCGAACCGGUCGAACGCCUCCCAUCCCGGGAACACGUCUCCGGAUAGCCUCGAACAGGACUACGACAAGGCUCUGCCAAAUGGUUUUGGAAACGUGGACCACUUUUCCAGAAUCAGGCCUUACCGUAGCUUCGAGAGUCUGGACACGUGUCAGAAGGAGGAGGAGGAGUUCGGCCACGGUUGCCUCACCAAUGGCUUCACGCCUUUGUACCUGAAACGAAACGCGGAGCUGUCCAGGACACGCAGCAACGGCUACCACCGCCCCUCAAGGGAUUUUUGGCACGAGGACGACGAAUACGAGGACAACGACGACGACGAAGACGACGAAGUGGAGGAGGACCUCGAGGAGCGUUGCGCUCCUCGCGCGUCGAAGGACAAUCGGCCAGGCACGGUCGAGCUCGAGGACCGACUGAUGGUGUUCGGGGAUUGCAACUACGCCACGUCCCUGGAUUACAGGAACACGAUCGACCUUCGAGAGAUCGGCGUCGAGUCGAAGAGGGACGCCCUGUUGGAUCUGAAGUCGGGCCAGGCUGGCGUGUCGAGUUCGUUCCGUCUGUUGCAGACCAGGUUAAAUAUAGCGGGCAAUAUGGCGCACGUACGCAACAACAUGGUCGCCGAUCAUUAUCAUCAUCAUCAUCAUCAUCACCACCAUCAUCUUCCUCUUCAUCAUCAUCAUCAUCAUUACCAGACCCAGCACAACCAGCACGAGCAGCAGCAGUUGCACGGUUACGAGCAGCACGAGCAGCAGCACCAGCGUCAAGGGUGGAGCAACGAGGACUGUUUUAAUUUUAGAUUCACGGAUAAAUCUCAAAGCGCGCCCAGUCUCCUAACCACCGUCGACGAGUCUGCACGCGUGCCAUCGUCACGCUCCUUCUUCCCCACCUCGAACCACUUCGCCACAAUUUCCUCGAAUCUGUUCGAGAAUUACACGAGGGUAGCCAGCGUCCCCGUUGAUUUGAACCUGUGCGGCGUCGAGGCGACGCGAGACGAUGAUACGUCCUCUCCAGUGAGCGAUACUUCGAGUGUUCCACGCGAGCCCGACGAAAUGGCGGAAGUGAGCAGUAGCGACAGCGGCGUGCAGAGCGGCGAGAAGAGGCAAUCGAGGAAGAGUUUGGAAGAAGAGGAGGAGGAGGCGAAGAGGAAGAAAUGUUCGAGCUCGGUGAGGACCCAACAGGGAUCGUCGUACAACGCGAUCCUGGACGGGAGGAUGGUCGAGGAGGAGUGCGUGGGAGGGGAGCAUUGCUCGAGGAAACGUGUCACUUCGACGGUGAAAACUCAGGAUCGUGCGUUGGACGGUAUGGGGGCGAUCGAGCAGUUGAAACGCUCGCAAUUCGAGGAGGGUAGCUCGAACGGUAACGCGGCGAGCGACGGUAUCGACGGAGGGCCGACGGUUGAGAGAACGCCGUCCGGAAAGCAACGGCCAUGGAAGGUGAAGAACAACGCGAGCUACGAGCUGGCCCAGCAGUUCGAGAUAGACGAGAGGAAUUUUCGGUCGGGCAAGUGGCGGAGGGAAAUCGGGAACGAGGGUGAGAAAGCGGGGGGGAGAAGCGUGGGGCGUAAACGUAAAGUGUUGAACAACGCGAGUUACGAGCUUGCCCAACAGUGCGACUACAUCAAAGCUCUCCAAUCGUGCAGAGGUGCUUUCCAACGGAUGGACGCGUGCGACGAGCUCGAGGAGCCGAUACUCGCCGGCAAAUCGUCGCUCAGGCUCAGGGCCUCGGACAUGGUGCAACAGAUGAGCAGCAGCUCCACGUCCAAUCUGACCGCGGCUUAUCGCAACGAGGAACGCUCGUCGUACAUGGACACGAGGCCGUAUUCCAAAUCGACGGAGAAUAUCUCGACUCAAUUCUCGACGGCCCCGUUCACCAGGAUCCCGAUCAACGAGCUUGGCCAACGGCUUCUCGGGGAGAGGCAGAAGGAGAAGGAGGUAGAGGAGGAGGAGGAGGAGGAGGAGGGGACGCUUUUGAGCCAGAUAAAAAAAAACUCGGAUCCAUUUUCAAUCUAUGGAGACGAUCCUAGUGCCCGUGCCCUAGUAGACGACGAGGUAGAUUUACCCUGCUUGGAGACCAAACCCAUAAUAGGAACUUCCAGCGUGGAGGGGAGCGCGUCGCAGGCCGAGGGAACGAGCUCAAACGAGACGAUUCCUUACCGAUCAUUCUCAACCCUGGAACGCGUUUGUUCGAACGCUUGUAACGAGGCCGCGGUUUCGAGUGCGGUUUCCAAGGACUGCUACACCACCAUCACCGACACCACCGACGCCGAACGCGACGCGGUGACGGUUGUCGAGGCGAGCAGUUGUUCGAAGAGAUCGUUCAUCGGUGAUUUCUAUCCGGAAAAAAUCGUGCGGUUGCAGCAACGGGAGGGCCAACGGGAGAAGGAGAAAGAGGAGGAGGAGGAGGAGGAGGAGGAUCAUCGACCGAUCGACGAUCCGAGUAGCGAGGAUAAAAACGAGAGUCCUUCGACGUUACCUACCACUGUCCUAUCGUCGUCGGCUUGCAACGGUAGGAACGGUAGUGGAGAAUUGCUGUGGAGGGUCAUAGUGGAAAAGCAGGAGAAGGAGGCUACCGUGGAGAAGGUUACGAAGAGGGAAGAGGAAAACGAGGAGGAGAAGAAGAGGAAGAAGAGAGAGCGAGAGAGGGAGAAGGAGGGAGCGGAAGAAGCGAGGGGACACGAGCAGCAGCACGGUGUCCACGGUGUUGGCGUUGGCCCCCCACCAGGCGGUAGCAGCAACAGCGACGGCCUGGAACCCGAUGGUGAACGGAGUGGGAAUCCAGCGGUGGCCGUGGCAGUUGAUACGAAUCAUCGCGGUGAUCGCGACAAACGUCACGAGGAGAACGCGGCGGCAACAACUGCGCCGGUUAGGGUAAACGACAACGACGACGACAACGAGGAGGAGGGCCACGCGGCGACUGUUAUGUCGGCCACCACGACCACCACCACCACCGCAACCACCACCAACGCGAAACCGCGGCUGUUCGUCACGCCGGCAUCACCCGUCAUCGUUGGGCCAACCAUCGGGAACAACGACACGUCCGCGGCAAGAUUUCAACGAAACAUGGUCGUCGACGCGUCGUCCGCGACCACCGUGAAGGAGGAGAGGAAAAAGGGUGGAUUGGGUGGAUUUCUUCAACGUUUCUCGAGGCUACGGUUCAGUGGUAGAUCGAAAGUGCCGCGGUCCGAGGUGCAAAAAAAGAGUGAUACGAUCGGCCAAGUGAAUCGCGCGAAGGUGACCGGCGAGGAGAAGGUUAAGAAGGAGCCGGAUUAUAUCAUCAUUCCGUUACAUCCUCCGGAGGAGGAGAGGCAAAAGCAGGAUCAACAACAACAACAACAGAACGUUGUUGCCGAGAGUAGAGCCGAGGACACCGGGAAUGGCAGAACUGUCGCCGACGUUCAACGAAGUACCUCCAAUAUUAGCGCGAACGGGAGGGCGCCAGUGUCCAGCAAGCCGCCCCUGCCGCCUCAACCGCCCCGCUUCGGGGCGCUGGGCUCGAGAGCGUCGACGGGCGCGUCGGCGGCGACGGCGGCGGCGUGUUCGUCGCGCCGACGCGCGGCCACGGACCUUGGAAAUCCGGCGGCCAUCGAGAUGGCGAAAGCCCGCACGAUGCAGGCCGCCCAGGAGCGCCCGGUCGGCCUGCUCGAGACCGACCUCGACGAGGCCGUCGUGCCGUCGACCACGACCCCGAACGCCGCCUCCACCGGCAAAAAGACCAGGAGCCUGCUCAAUCUGAAUCACACCUCGACCGCCCCGCGGCCCAGGCCCGAGCACGCCCUCCACGUACCCCAGUCGCCUGUCGCCGCUUCGCACAGGAGCCCCCGCGACAAAGACGCCGCCUCCACCAUCAACCAACGGCCACACAAAUCCAUGGAGUUCCUCCUUGACAAGGAGAACCUGCAUUUCGUCAAGCCGCCGGAGAACGAGUUGCAGAAAGUCGGCGAACGUGUGCCAAGCGAGCACGAGCUCAGAGUGCAAAGGUCUCUGCAACGACUGAACGUCCCAGAUUGGUACAAGAAUUCUCCCGCUGCUCGCGAUGGUUUCCGGUUAAAGAGGCACUCAGAUGCGUCUCAGCACGGAGGAUGGCGUGCUCUUGGCUCGAAAACCACUUCCCUCUCGUCCCUUUCAUCGUCUUCCAAUAGACAGCCGACUACAGGUGCCCUUCUAAGUCCAAGUCCCACGCCACCUGUAUUCUCAAGAUGGAGUACCAGUCUGCUGAACAGCGCCGGAAGUUCGCCAGCGAGUUCAGCGAGGUCGUCGUUCAACCAUCGACAGCCAUACUUGGGCUGGCGUUCCCAGGAACGACUAACGAACCCGCGAACACCGGCAGAACGUCUUGCUCAGGGUAUUCUUCCCCAGUUGCAAGCAGCCAACAAGCAGCAACAACAACAGCAGCAACAGCAGACAACGAAUCAGCAGCUAGAGGUAAGGAACUCGAUAAAGGAGGUAACCUCGGCCAUUGUGCACUACGUGCAAAGCGGUCAGGAGGUUGGUGGAGGUGGCAGGCUGUCGCCUCGACCUCGACCUGAAGACUGGGACGACAGGGGCGGAGCAAGGUCGACCAGCCCCAGAGGGAGCGUGAAGCUGUGUUGGAUGGAGAGCUCGUUCGUUGGCACGAGACCCGUGGAUUCGCCGGAGACACCGAUGAGUUUGGCCACGGAGACCGACUGCUGCCCGGGAUGCAACGCGACCGCUACCGAGACGUGCAGCUGCGUCGAUUCCGCGACAUCCGGCCUCUUCUUGGAUUUGACACCGACGCACGACGAUGCCCAACAACACCAACAACAACAGCAAAUAGGUGGCGGCGGUAGCCUAUGCCCAUCACCGUCCUCGUCACUCAAUUAUCACCACCAUCAUCAUCAUCAUCACCGUCAGCUUCACCAUCAACAACAAUCUCAGCAGCAACAGCGCCAUCACCGCGGAUCGGGCCAGAGCGAUACGGACGAGGCGAUGGCGACGGCAGCUCUUCUGCGGAACAAACCGAGCCCGGGUUCCACGACCCUGGAGGACGUCCUUGACUCCCUCCUUGGCCUGCCAUCCGCGUCGCGUACCCCGAGUCCUGGGCCAGGUCCCGUCGUAACCGGUACAUCCACCACCAUACGCCAUCGAACUAACGUCGGCCAGGCUAAUGCGAAAGCCGGGAAGAGCUGCAGCGACCUACGCCAAGACCUCCAAGAGUCCGCUAAGAGCGUGGUGGACGCGCAAGGAACUUCGGAGGAGCGUGCCUCGUAUUACAUGGACGAGGUUGUGCGGCGGAAAAGCGAAGGCAGCGACAGCACGCCGUUGAAAGCAGCGAGUGCGCAAUCGAGAGGAGGCGGGCCCCCGUUCACGCAUCGAAGAGUGUCGUUCGACAACAAUCAAGAGGCGAACGGAUUGGUCGGCUGCAACGCAGGAGAGAAGGUGAUUCGUUGCCGGAACAACAAGUGCGGCAAUACGGCAACACUGGCCGAGGCUAAGAAGACGUACAAAAGUUGUCACAACUGCACCUGCCUCUACUGUUCGAGAGAGUGCAGAAGGGCGCACUGGCAACGCCACAGGAGGACCUGUUUGCACUCCCGUGCCGGGAGCCUGUGCAAGCAGGUGUUGUCCUCGGCGAAGGAGGAUCCCGUCACUCUUAAGCACAUCUCUGCGUUGGCGAAACGUGGCCACGCGUUCCACGGCCGCGGCGCCGUCAAGUGUUUCUUCUCGAGCCCCGAGGCGGCUGAGAAAUUCGUUGCGAACGGUUUCGUGGACCUGGGCGAGCCCACGUACGUCCGUUGGUCCGAUCUGUUGGCGAGAGAGAUGGGGGCGGAGUUGUACGCCGAGGUGAUCAGACUUUGCAAAUCGUACAACCCUGACACGAGGCUCGUGCUGUACGUGGCCGUUUGCGUGGUGAGCGAGGUGCCCACGAGCGGGGCCGUGAAGUGGGAACGGCAGUUGGUGUCCAGAUGCGCCAAGAUACACCUGGACACGGCCAACCGGCACCACACGUCCUCGUCGUCCGCCUCGCCGCAGGGUAGGCAACAGUCCACGUCCCCCACGUGCAACAUCACCAGGGAGAUGGAGUCGCCGGAAAUGUUGGUGCUCACCUCGCUUCCGGGUAACAACGGGCAGAACACGCCGAAACGGAUCAGGGAGAUCAGCUUCAGCAACAUCCAGAGGCAAUUGAAAUUGAGGGGCGUCUCGCUUAGGAGGCAUUUCCCCCAAGUUUACAGGAAGCUCCGCGCCUACGUGGACGGCACCGUGGACAAAUUCGCCCCGGUCACCAUCUAUCCGAGAGACCAGGCGUCCGGCAAGAGUUUCAUGUGCAUCAUCAUGCUCGGCGUAGAGCCUGAGCGGCUUCAGCUGCUUCCCACGGAUUCGUCUAGGGUUAGGACCGUUGACAUCAGCGUGGAGGAGGAAUGAAGUAGAGGCUCUUAAAGUCUUUAAUCGCUUAAACUCGGUUUUUUUUACUGAAUUAGUAAAGAAUAAUCUAAUCUGCAGGCUAUGAUAGGCGCAAAAUGAUGAGAUUGCUGUUUUUUUCCUGGAUGAGAAAGGAAGAAAGGAAGGUUGCGAAACUGUGAGCGAAACAGCUGAAGGAAGCUUUUUAGAAUUUGAUAGGGAAGUAAAUGAUGUAAGGAAAGAGAAGAGACCGGUUAGGGUGGUCUUUCAGAAGGAAAUGAUUGUCGAGGUGGUUGAUCAUGUCCCAAUUCGACAGCUCGUGUGUGGAGCAACGAACAAAAUACUAUAGACAAAUUAGACUGUACGUUGCCAAACACUAAUCGCCUUGAUUCGGUUCUCGAUAUAGAUCUAAUUGUGUAUUUAUAGUUUAUGAUAAAAAUUUGUCAGGUACGCGUUAGAAUCGUUGGAAAUGUUAGUUUGCGUGUCGUUUCGACGUUUCAAGUGAACAUCGUGAUUUAAGUACAAUGUUCGGAAUGAAUUAUCGUCGAUCGACAAGCAUUAAUUUUUAUGGACAUUUAACGACCGUGUUUUUCCUAAUCUAACGUAACUGUAUCGAUUUUUAUGUUCACGAUUCUUGUUCGUGAAUUUUUAGGUAUCUCUCUCUCUCUCUCUCUCUCUCUAAUUGCUUAAAAGAUAGAUUAAAAAAGAAAUAUAAAAAAAUCUCCUCGAUUCGGUUGUUACUCUUUCAAAUGUUUAUUAACUUAAUAUCGAUCGUCGAACGAAUCAAUGAGCAAACUUUCAUAGACGGUUCCUAUCUUAUCGGUAUCAAAUUAUUGAGUCAUUUUAGAAAAUUCAAAAUUUUUUUUCUUCGUCAAGAUUCUACAAAAAAGUGUAUGGAAAAUUUAAAUUGUAUUUGCAGUUUAUUAUAUGUCUGCAAUCUUUUGAUUUUUUUUUUCUUCUAAAAUUUAUAUCAAGUAAUUGCUGAUUUGAUUAAAUAAAAGAAGAACUUGUUCAAACGCUCCACGUUCGACACGUCGUUUUUGAAAUAAUAUGGAGAAAUAUCUUGUUGUCCUCCCUUUCGUUCGAUUUAACGUAGUUAUGGUUGUAUUUUUUGAAUUUUAUCGUAUAUAUUAUAUAUAAAGAUUAAAUUUCUGCGAUGCCCUCAGACUGUCUCGAUCAUAUUUCGAAAUGGAAUUUUUUCGAACGUGUCAUCUCGAGUCAGCCUGAACGUGUCGAUAACAAAAAAAAAAAAAAAAAAAAGAAA